CAACAACAGGCUGAACCAGUCACACGCCUGACCCGACUGCCCCCGAUUCAACGAAACUAACAGAUUUCGUGGCUGCAACCGCGGUUUUCCGACAGAAAUUCGGGAACGACGCGAAGGGUACGUUUUCAACGACAGAAGUCGAUCGGAGAAACGAUCGAGUGGUAUCGGUAGAUACCUCGUAUUUCAUGAGGUUUCCGGCGAGACGGCCCUCGUCGGUUUUAAUCCCGAAAAUCGUGACGAGCGAAACGAGGAAGUGACGCGGUAGGGUGUCCGCAGGAUGCAAAUGAAGAGGCCGAGUUAAGGGUGGUGCGCGAGGGAUGUCUUUCUUCGUGGACGUCGUUACCGAGGACUCGUUCUACGAGAACCUCACGCUGGGCGUGGUGAAGCUCCUCGAGAACGUGCCGUACGUGAAGAACGUGCGAGUCGAUAGGAGGAACGGGUGCGAGGAGACCGCCAUCGCCAACUGGGAGCAAAGGCAUUGUUGCGCGCUCCCGGAAGAUCUGAGGAACUUCUAUCUGUCGACCGACGGUUUUCAGCUUGUCUGGAACCUAGAGAUAGCAGGCGAGGAAUUCUCGGUGGGUCGCAUGGAAAUCGGCGGUUUCUCUUCCCUGAAGCGUUACUCGGUAGCCAAAGAGUCGCAGCAAGCGAACUGUGCCAAGCAAGAGUCCUCCGAUCAAGGGUCAGAAGGCGGCACGGAUCGCGAGGGCGCGAUCUCCCUUGCGGCCGGGAAUCCGCGAGGUUGCAAGAUGUUCGAGAUCGGCCAGUGUCACCCGGACAGCGGGAAGGCCGGAGUUUACCUGGUGUACCGAAUGAAACCGGACCAGGAGGCCCCGAGCAUCUGGCUGCACCGGGUGGAAACGGAUCGAUGGCACCACCUGGCCGACACCUUCACCGUUUAUUUCCGGAUGAUGCUGGUCCAUCUUGGGCUGCCGUUGUGGCAGUACUGCGUCACCGGCCUCGCCCUGCCCACCUGGGUCGAGCAGGUGUACUUCUUGGUUGGACCCCACCUGCUACCGUCCACCGUUGACCCCAUCGAAACCAUAUCCAUUUCCAUGUGGAACAACGGGCCCACCAACGUGAUCGACCCGGCGAUCUUCAAAGGCAAAGAGGGCAAGCAGAAGCCGCCUAGGAAGAAGUGA
Messenger RNA from Nomia melanderi (Alkali bee), 1139 nucleotides. Its product is annotated as tubulin polyglutamylase complex subunit 2. The record is from RefSeq and is a predicted model, not a curated record. Gene Ontology annotation, biological process: protein polyglutamylation. Lineage: Eukaryota; Metazoa; Arthropoda; Insecta; Hymenoptera; Halictidae.